Molecule: messenger RNA, 5643 nt
Organism: Mauremys reevesii (Reeves's turtle)
Lineage: Eukaryota; Metazoa; Chordata; Testudines; Geoemydidae
Product: kyphoscoliosis peptidase-like
Exons: 8
Coding region: 97-2691 (864 amino acids)
Source: RefSeq, a predicted model, not a curated record
CAGACCGCAGCAAGACACAGACACGUAGCAGCUAGAGACUUGGGAGGGGGACUGAUCCUGUGAAAUGUGGAGUGUCCUCAGUGCCACCUGGUCUCAAUGAGAGACUACACCGGACCAUCCGUGCAAAUGAAGAUGGACUGCGACCGUGGCAAGUCAUCCAAACCCCAGGGUGUCAAAGUGAGCAAAUCAGUUUCCACCAUUUGCUCUUCCUCAAGUAAUGCCAACUGCCAUGAAAGCCACCCCAUCCAAGGCCCUGUGAGGCAACCUCAGGGUAGGAACCACAGUGAAAAACUGGCCCCGUCCCCAGAUGUCAUGUCAGCUGCUGCUAGAAAGAGUCAAAUGUCAGACUUCUAUAAUGGCAAUAUGGCCUGGGGGUGCCCCUCUCAUGCCUCAGAGGAGCUCCACCAAACGGUUGAAAAGGAGAGCCAGCAGAAUGGGGAGACCACUCCGAAGGAAACCAUGGCAACAAAGAGAAUAGCCAACGCCCCCAAGGAUUCCCCCAUCAAGCGUACUUUCCUGUUUGGGGCAAACAAAAUUGACAAUGGCAGCAAGGUGACCCUGAAGAAAUCUACCAUCCAUAAGCCACCUGAGAAGGGUUGUUCUCCGCUAGCUGUUUCCAGAGAAGGGAUGGAUGGCCUGAGAGGAGAGAGACAGGCAUGGUCCAGCGUGACCCAGAGAAAGAAAAGGGGAGACCUUUUCCCAGACUCAAAGGUUUUCAGCCACAUAGAUGCUCAUGUUCUGCGUGUAAGCGAGCAGAUAAAAUCAAAGCCAGCUUUGUCGUCAGUCCAGACCAUUGUUCAGCUGAUUACUGAUGAAGCCCAAAGCAAGCUGGAGACCAUGCGAGCAAUAUGGAUGUGGUUGUGUCACAAUAUCCGAUAUGAUGUGGAUGGCUUCUUAGGGUUAUCUCAGAAGAUCCAUACCCCAGAACAGGUCCUGCAGACUGGAAGAGGCGUGUGCUCUGGUUAUGCCAAUUUAUGCCAAGAAAUGUGCAGGGAGGCAGGUUUGAGCUGCGUUGAAGUGUCGGGCUAUGGGAGAGGUACUGGAUACCAACAAGGGCAAAAACGCCAACAAAAGAAAUCCAACCACAUGUGGAACGCAGUUCAGCUGGAAGGGCAGUGGUACCUGCUGGAUGCAUGCUGGGGUGCAGGCACUGUGGAUGCGGAGAAGAGAUUGUUUAUACCCAGGUACGAUGACUUCUUCUUUCUACCCGACCCUGAGGAUUUCAUUGAGACCCACUGGCCUGAUGAGCCAGAAUGGCAGCUUGUGCAGCCGCAUGUCUCACUAGAAGACUUUGAACAGAGUGUUUUUAAAACAUCGGAGUUUUUCAAACUGCAGCUCUCCCUUCUCUCUCCAAACCGCUCCCUUCUCAAAACAGAACACGGGGAAGCAACAGUGUCUCUGAGGAGCACACAUCCAGCAGAAUUUAGCUACCAUCUUUCCAAGCUCUGUGGCGACGUUAGCCAAGAAGUGUUAGGCACGACUCACGGGAUGCUGACGGUGUCCGAGAAGAGCAUGACUCUCAAAGUUUUCCCCCCUACUGAGGGCUUGUUUGAGCUGAUGGUCUUUGUGCGCCCGUCGGACGCUCAGAACCCCUAUAGCUGGGUGUGUUCCUAUCAGAUCAAGUGCCUGGAGUCCCAUAAGAAAGAACUGCCUGAAAACCCCUUUCAUUUCUGGGGCCUCCAUCCGAAGGGGAAAGAAUUUGGGAUUGAGGAGUGCAACUGCGGAGAGGACUUGAUUGUUGUUCCAACAGGAACUUUGCUGUUGACGCUACAGACAUCUAGACCCUUGCUGGCCACGUACCAGCUGGUGAAUAAAGAUCUAGACACCUCCCUGAGCACGAAGUGCCUGGCCUCUCAAGCAGAGGAGGAGAAGCUGAGUUGCCACGUGCUGUGUCCUUUUCUGGGUUACUACAGGCUCUCGGUGUUUGUGAAAGAUUUAGGAGGUGACCUGUUCAAAAAUGCAGCCAAUUUCCUCAUUCGUUGCUCUGGUUCCAUCAACCAGAACGAGCUCUUCCCCUCUGGCCUCAGCAUGCACUGUGGGACAGGGAUCAACACCGGCUGUAGGGGCUUUUCUAACCCCAGCCACCCUGCCCCCAUCAUCAACACCAACCAGGGUAAGUGCAACAUCACAUUCCACACCCGGGCGGACACCGAAGUGGCCGCCAUCCUGAGUAAGGACAAAGUCACCAACAUGAAGUACCCCAUGGAGAGAUAUGUCCUGCUCACCCAUCUGGGAAACAAGGUCAGCAUCUGUAUCCUGCUUCCUGAAUCGGGCCUCUACAAAGUAGGGCUCUUCAGCAGGAACCAGGACCACAAGGACUUUGCUCAUGUCUGCGACUACGUUGUCCGCUGCUUUUCCGAGCCACAGUGGCUUCCGUUCCCCCGAGUGUACAGCACAUGGAGGAGAGGCUGCAUCUUGCUACAGCCCAGGACGGGAGUGCUCCAGGAACGAAGCUGGAUCAGGUUCAGAGUCAAGCUGCCAAAAGCCUACAGAGCUCUCGUGGUCGGGCAAUCCAGGACUGAACUGCAGCCAACUCGCAGCAAGAUCUGGGAGGGGGAGGUGUACACCGGGCUCGCUGGGACUAUGCUCAAGCUGGCAGUGAAGUUCAGCCAGCAUUCCACCAGCAUGGAUGUCAUCCUGUUGUUCGAUGUGGAAGGCAGCUCCCCCGGUGCCGAGGGGUCUUCAGGGUAAAUGGUCCAGAGAUACAGGGAAGCUGGAAAUGAUCAGGAGAGUGAUGGAAGCAAUCAAGAAGCUCUCAAAAUUGAGGGGCUCUGAUAAGAGACAGAAAUAAGUCCAAAGUACCUGCACAUCAGGUGGAGUUGCAGAAUUGUACAUUGCACAUCACUUCCCGCAAGAUAUCCUUAGAUGCUUACAGAUGAUGCAGCAAUUUAAUUAGAACCAGAGCACUGAAGACUCCUAAUAGUCUACAUGUAUCGGGGGAAACCUUUGUUCAAUGCCUCUCCAGGAAGAUUGUUUUACUGCUUAUUACCAGAUUGAAUAAUUGUUCAGCAUGUUUUAUUUGACAUUUCUUCAAGAUCUUGGGAAUUAACAGGGUUUUCGUCCUCUUAAGAGCAAAACAAAAACAAACAACAAACUACAACAACAAAACCUGGAGCCAAAAGCAUCAGGUGGUAGCAAUAUUUUUAAAAACAUAAAUAUGUAUAAAGGAAGUUAAUCAUUUCCUGAUGGAGUCCAUACUAUUAAGGGAGAAUGUGUGUCUUUUUUGACUGCUGCUUUAAAAUUUCUUCCAGGAUCUGAAGAAUGGAGUCUACCAGUUCUUCACUAGCCAGCACGAUGUGUAAGUGUUCUGUACAUGUGUGUGUGCUGAGGAUUUGGAAUGAGAGCUGGGAGGGGGUACAGCAGUCAGGAAAGCAGUUCCUUGGCCUAGAUACAUCAUAGAAAUUAAACAGCCUGGUCAGAGAAGCAAUUAUAAUCUGACACGUGCUAACAGACACCCUUGUGGCAGAGCUAAGAACACUGCACCGGCAGCUUGCUACAUAUAACAGAAUGGAUUCUACUAGUCUCAUAUUCUUCCAGAACACGUGUAUCAUUUAUAAACACAUGGACACAGUAAUUACAUCACCAACCACCAAAAUGCAGCCACCUCUGGGGUGGUGCCAGACAAUGUAAUGUUGCACAACAAUAUUAUGUGACAGUUUUGGAUAGGAAGAGCUGGCAAGUAUAUCCAGCUGCACUUCCAGAAGGAAUCUUUAAAACAGUUUAGCUAGGCAUUUUCACCUUGUUUGGAACAUAGGAAAUUACCCUCUUUUAGAAGCUGCUGUUAUUGCUGGAGGACUAGAGCGGGCAAGAGCGACGUAGUGGGUCUCUGCACAACAUCCAGUGAAACCAUCUCCACACCCACUCUGCACUGAUGUUUUAAAUGGAAAUUCUGGCUGCAAUCCCUUUGCAUGAGUUCUAGGGUUAUUUCGGGAUGCUUUUAAAGAAACAGACAGGGGGCACUGUCCACUGUUAUUCAGAGGCAGCAUAUUCUGUUUGAUUUACUGAAGAAGUUGGAUAAAAAUGGCUUUUACUUAACUUCAGCCGGCUUUUCCGGGGCAUGGAAAAUAAUCAAACAUCUGAGCUGGUACAUUGGUGAAGGCCAAAGGUCCCGUUUUACAGGAGCUGAAGAACUAAUUGGGAAAGCACAAAUGUCCUGUAAUAAUAGGGAGAAAAUCCUGCCAAGGAACAUGAUACAAGGCUAAUUGCGAACCGAGCUGGAUCUGCCUGGGCAGCGUACACAGUGCCAACAGGCUAGAGGCACAGAGCAGCUGGCAAGGAAGGUGGUGUGGCUGUGAUGACAAGUGUCUGUCAAAAACGUACAUCUCCCAAGAUGCACAUGGGCAUUCAUUACACAGACGCUGCUCACACUUACGCACAAUCCCACUGGCUCUCAGUUCGGUGGCCUUGUAAGGACAGAACGAGAAUGGUGUCACUUUAUACCAGCUGUGGAUUAGGGCCAAUAUUUCCCCCCCUCACUCCCCCAAUCAAUUGAAGAAGAGGGAAAUGAGCUGCCUAAACAGGCCAGACAAGGUGAGCAUAACGGUCCUUUCUGGCCUUAAAAAUCUCUGAGUCACCGAGGACAUUUGAUGUGUGUCAUGUUCCUGCAUGCCUCUGUAUAAAGGAGAUCUGUCAUCUCCUUUGUGCACCAAGCCUGCAUGGUAUUACGCUUCACAUGAAAGGCUCCCCCUUCUGCUCUGAUCCCUGUCUCUCUCACAAAGAUUAUUUAAAAGCGCUUAAAAUUGGAUGGUUAGAGGGGAGUACAGAACUGGACCAAAAGGGCAACAGAAAAAAGGGGUAUCUAGUCAGGAAAAGAAAUGAUCUCGUAGGCCCCAAUCCUGCAAGCGGAUCUACCCAGGCAGAGAUGGCUCAAGAGGCGACAUAGCCUCGAGCUUAGAGUGCCGCCCUGUGAGUCACGUAGGCUGGUUUCUGGUUCCAGCUCUCCCAUUUAACUGGUGUGUGACCCGGGGCAAGUCCCUGCAUCUCCCCGUGCCUCUGUUUUCCCUCCUGCUUUUGUCUUGUCAAUUUUGUAGACUAAGGCCAGAAGGGCCCAUUAGAUCAUUUAACCUGACCUCCUGGAGAGCACAGGCCAUUCCACUUCACCCAGGCAGCCCAGCAUUGAGCUCAGUAACUGGUAAGUUUGACUAAAGCACAUUUUGGGGUUGGCCAAAGCACAUCUUCCUGAAAGGCAUCCGGUCGCCAUAGAUGGGGAAUUCACCACUUCCUGUGGUAGUCUGUUUCAGUGGCGAUUCACCCACACGGUUAAAAAGGUGUGCCUAAUUUCUAGUUUGAAUUUGUCUGGCUUCAACUUCCAGCCAGUUCUUGUGCUGCCUUUCUCUGCUUGACUAGAGAGCUCUUUCGUCCCUGGUAUUUUCUCCCUGUGAAGGUACUUUGACACUAAUCAAACCAUUUCUCAAGCUUCUUUUUGAUAAACCAAACACACUGAGCACAAAGUCUCUCACCAAAAGGCAUUUUCUCUAACCUUCCGGUCAUUUUUGUGGCUUUUUUCUGUAUCCUCUCCAAUUUUCCAAUGUCCUCUUUAAAACGUGGACAGAUUUGUGAUGUUGGCAGACCAGGUGCCUGCUCAUGCGAAGGCCCCUGGGCCUCUGAACACUGACAAAAGUAUAGCUGGAAUCCAGACUGUCU